UUUUUUUUCUUUUCUUUUUUUUUUUUCCGCCGAAGCUGAGCGGGUGCUGCUAGCGGAGGCGCCAUAUUGGAAGGGACAAAACUCCGGCGACAGCGAGUGACACAAAUAAACCCCUGGACCCCCUCGUCCCCCCAGCUCUAAGGGCCGCGAUGUUGUACCUAGAGGACUAUCUGGAAAUGAUUGAGCAGCUUCCUAUGGAUCUGCGGGACCGCUUCACGGAGAUGCGCGAGAUGGACCUGCAGGUGCAGAAUGCAAUGGAUCAAUUAGAACAAAGAGUCAGUGAAUUCUUUUUGAAUGCAAAGAAAAAUAAACCGGAGUGGAGAGAAGAACAAAUGGCAUCCAUCAAAAAAGACUACUAUAAAGCUUUGGAAGAUGCAGAUGAGAAGGUACAGUUGGCAAACCAGAUAUAUGACUUGGUAGAUCGACACUUGAGAAAGCUGGAUCAGGAACUGGCUAAGUUUAAAAUGGAGCUGGAAGCUGAUAAUGCUGGAAUUACAGAAAUAUUAGAGAGGCGAUCUUUGGAAUUAGAUACUCCUUCACAGCCAGUGAACAAUCAUCAUGCUCAUUCACAUACUCCAGUGGAAAAAAGGAAAUAUAAUCCAACUUCUCACCACACGACAACAGAUCAUAUUCCUGAAAAGAAGUUUAAAUCUGAAGCUCUUCUGUCUACCCUUACAUCAGAUGCCUCUAAGGAAAAUACACUAGGUUGUCGAAAUAAUAAUUCUACAGCCUCUUCCAACAGCGCUUACAAUGUGAACUCCUCUCAGCCUCUGGCAUCCUAUAAUAUUGGCUCGUUAUCUUCAGGCACCGGUGCAGGGGCAAUUACCAUGGCAGCCGCUCAAGCAGUGCAGGCUACAGCGCAGAUGAAAGAAGGACGAAGAACAUCAAGUUUAAAAGCCAGUUAUGAAGCGUUUAAAAAUAAUGACUUUCAGUUGGGAAAAGAAUUUUCAAUGCCCAGGGAAACAGCUGGCUAUUCAUCAUCUUCGGCACUCAUGACGACGUUGACACAGAAUGCCAGCUCCUCAGCGGCCGACUCUCGAAGUGGGAGAAAGAGCAAAAACAACAACAAAUCUUCAAGCCAGCAGUCAUCUUCUUCCUCCUCUUCCUCCUCGUUAUCAUCGUGUUCUUCAUCAUCAACUGUUGUACAAGAAAUCUCUCAGCAAGCUACAGUAGUACCAGAAUCUGACUCAAACAGCCAGGUUGACUGGACUUACGAUCCAAAUGAACCACGAUACUGUAUUUGUAAUCAGGUAUCCUAUGGUGAGAUGGUGGGCUGUGAUAACCAAGAUUGCCCCAUAGAAUGGUUCCACUAUGGCUGCGUUGGAUUGACAGAAGCACCAAAAGGAAAGUGGUACUGUCCGCAGUGCACUGCUGCCAUGAAGAGAAGAGGCAGUCGGCACAAAUGAAGACGGUCGCUUGAGGGAGAGAGAAGGCUCAGCAAACAUUUUAUGUAAGACUUUAAAAAAGAAAAAAAGAGAAAGAAGAAACAGUGCAUUUCCAGACAACCACUUAAAGGAUUUACAGACAAUCCUGUAAGAUCUUGAACUUGAAUUUUAUGGGUUGUGUUUUAAUAAUGUAAGUAAAUUAUUUAUGCACUCCUGGUGUGCUAUGAAUAUUAUUCCAGUUAGCCUUGGAUUAUUUCAGUGUCCCGACAUAUGCAGACAUUUAUACUCCUCAACCAUUUUCUCAAAGUUAUGGGCAUUCUAUAAUUUAGAUUUCAAAGAAUUCCAACGAUGAAGAUUUUAAGAAAAGUAUUUUAUAUUCAACAGGUAUGUUCUGCUGCAUGUACUGUACUCCAGAGCUGUUAUGUAACACUGUAUAUAAAUGAUCUCAAAAAAAAAAAAAGUCAGUGCUUCUAAAGAGAAUUUAAGAUAAUGGUUUUUAAAAUGCCUUUAUAAUAAGCUUUGUUUCUUUGUGAAACUAAAUUCAGCAGGCUGAAGGAAAUGGUUUAUGUGAUAAAGUGGGCUGGUGUCCUCUAGAGUACUUGGGUACAUAAACAGAAACUCCUGUAGGUAAAAACUAAUUUGUGCCAUUAGUCUUUAUAUGUUUCUGCAUCCAGAUAGAGUGCAGUUCAUGGGGGGGUGGGGGAUUGAAGGGGAAAGGGUGUUAAAGUGAUACAUUUUUAUACCAAAUGUGUUUAUUUUUUUGUGCAAGUAAUCCUUAAAAUUGGAAUUGUAUUAGGUGUUAAAAUAAAGUUUUUAAAAAAUUACUUGUAUUUAUACUUUACACUUAAUAAUGGAUAUUUCUUAAUUCCAAUGAAAUCCCAGUUUUCAUGAUUUAGAAAGGACAGAGGCCCCAGGACACAGCCUGCUAUGGAAUCUGUGAUUUCUUUAAUCGUGUUGGAAUUUGUGAUGUGAAAAUAAGGGAAAGAUUUUUAAUGUACUAUGAGAUGAGAAUGUAUUUUUCUAGAACCUCUCUGGCUUUCCUCAUAGUCUUAGUGACAUGAGAAAAGUCCAGUCACAGCAGGUAAAACGAAAAUAAUGGCUAUCAAUGUUGUGACUUAAACAAGCAACUUAAGUAGAGACCCUCUAGUUGGGAACUUAAUCUUCAACUUUAUUUUUAAUUCUUUCACAUACUAGUUUGGCGGCUAAUUUAAAUUUUGAAUCACCUCAGGCCUUAUUCCACUUUCUGAGGAAACCACUUUAAAAGGCUGAAUAUUGAAUAAAAUCAUAAAAUACUUUCUAUCUAUGAGACCUGUGGGUGAUGCUGGCUGUAGGAUGUCUAUAAAGCACUCUUAAGGUUUUAUUCUAUAGGUGCUGUUUAAAUGAUCAAUUUCACACAGUGGAGGUAUGCUUUAAGGUGUAUCGAUUUGGGUUGGUAAAAACCCCUUAAAACUUAAAAUACUUUGUUUCUUUUAUAUAUGAAACCAGUUCAUUAGAUUUCUUCUUUAAUCAAAACCACUUAUUUAAUCAAAACCACUCUUAGAACUUACUCAGAAAAAUGUAAAAUCUAUGCAAUGCUACCCAGUGGAUAUGGACUAGAGAGGAGAUUUCAAAGGUCUCUUUCAGCGUUAAGGUUCUAUAAUCUUGAGCUUCUAUAGCCAGAUUUUAGAACUAGACAGCCCGUAAAACUAAGUAGGCUCAUUUGUGAGUACUCACGAUUUCAUGAUAUGCGUAUCAUGACUUUAUGAGUGAUACUCAGUUAUUUUCAUGGAGAUUUUGUAGGCCUUUAUGAGAUAUUAUGUAUAAGGUAAUAUUCAAUUAACUUAUUAGCAUGUUGCCUGGAGAUGCUCAAUGGUAUUGUUUAAUCUAAUUAUGUAGAAUGACUAUUCUACAUUCAUUUAUUUUAUAGUAAUUGGUCAAAGGAAAAAGCCUUAUGUGCAGCCUUAUUUUAAGAGAAAGUUCCUUGUUAGAGUCAGGAGCGUCCCUAUUUCCAGCUGCUACAGCCCCUUUCAAUGUGUGAGUCCCACUGGUUACCAAAUCACUCAGAAAACAUUUUGACAAAUUUUAAACUCAAGCAUUGAAUAUUUUAU
Condylura cristata (star-nosed mole) is the source of this 3472-nucleotide messenger RNA. It is a transcript of the gene ING3, whose product is annotated as inhibitor of growth family, member 3. The transcript is spliced from 12 exons. The record is from RefSeq and is a predicted model, not a curated record. Gene Ontology annotation, biological process: regulation of DNA-templated transcription. Gene Ontology annotation, cellular component: NuA4 histone acetyltransferase complex. NCBI's taxonomy places the organism in Eukaryota, Metazoa, Chordata, Mammalia, Eulipotyphla, Talpidae. The coding region runs from base 150 to 1406 and encodes 418 amino acids.